Symbiodinium sp. CCMP2456 is the source of this 1209-nucleotide messenger RNA. The record is from the annotation of a GenBank genome assembly. Lineage: Eukaryota; Dinophyceae; Suessiales; Symbiodiniaceae.
AUGCUGCGCUCGCCGCUUCUGGGGCUUCUCGCCGCCGUAGGUGCGGCCGCCGCGGGCUCUGCCAUCGGAGCUAUCGUACUGCUCCUUUGGGCGAUCUACUGCAGCUACCAAUGGUGGCAGGGGCUGGUAGUCUACAUCGAUGGUGCUCCCGUUCUCGGCAAACCUCGGCAGACACCGCAUCUUCCCGCCCCUGCACGCAAGGCACCCAAGGACCAUUCAACCAAUUCAACCCAGACGCCCCAGCGACGAGGACGCCGGGAGGAGAAGCGCCCACUGUCCGAAGGCUUUCGGACCCCUCGUUCUGAGAGUGUGGAGGGGCUGGAUCCGAUCGUGGAGUGGGCGCCCUUCGCGCCUUCAUUCCCGCUGGGCGAGCCCCCAGAAGAUCUGCAAAGCCGCCGUUUGGCAGACACGCCUUUCGCCCAAAUACCCGAGGGCGCCGUUCAACCAUACUGGCUCCAAUGUGAUGCCUGUGUCUUCGAUGUGCGCAGUGUCGGCUACAAGCAGACACGUGAGAAGGUGGCUUCUCAACCAGCUUUGUACCAGUGCGUCGGCAUGGACAUUGUGCGCGACCACAAGAGGAUCGACUGCAUCCUCGACCGCUUCUUGGACGUGGCCUUGCCGCCGGAUCUGCCUGGCGCGGUAGAGUGGAGCACGGCUUGGGCAGUACCUCGCGUGCUCAUCUUCAACUGCCAGGUCCCCUACACAGCCGGCCGCCUUUUUGGCUCCCAUCCAGAAGAAGAUGGUGGGUUGAGUAUUCUCAACUACUUCGUCAUUUCUCAACAGACAGCCUCACUCCUGGCAGAGGGGCUUCCGACUCCGGCGCUGCGCCUGCUCCAGCGCUUCGUCGAGGAGGGAGUGUCCACUAAGGAGGGCAUCUCACUGAAGGUGGUUGGUAGAGUUGAAGACCUGGACAAGCACCAGGUGCCAGAGUCUUUCAAGCGCUUCAACAACAAGCCCGUGCUGCUGACAAGAAGCUCAACGGUCUACACAAAGUAUCUUCCCGAAGUGCUGGAGAUUGAUUUCGAUGUACGGUCGUGGAACUACCCGACUCGCACGGCGAUGACUGCGUACCAACAUCGUGCCCGCGAGGCUGAGGUCGAAAUUGGAUACCUCCUGGAGGGCAAGGUGGACGAGGAGUUGCCGGAGCAGAUUCUGGGAUGCUUCACAGUCAACAACAUGGACAUUAUGGCUGCGAGAUGGCUGCCCUAG